AUGUUAUACGAUACCUAUGACGCCUAUGCCUUCGCAGGUGCCGAUCAGUAUUACGGCGACGACCAUCAGCCCUUGGAUUGUUUUGGUGGAGAACAUGGUUUGAACCUUGCUGAAGUACGAAAUAGUCUUCCUCGUGACGGCUUAUGGGUGGAGAUGAAUAAUUGUCGAACUGGACGAGCGGCCGAAAGAUCUCGUUCAAAUGAUGGUGAUCGCCAUGCGGCGAUGACUUAUAUAACGUCCGUCUCGGGGAGGGAGCGCCCCGUACGAAUUAUGUGUGCGCAUGCGCAUUUGUGUGCCUAG
Messenger RNA from Macrosiphum euphorbiae (potato aphid), 300 nucleotides. The record is from the annotation of a GenBank genome assembly. Lineage: Eukaryota; Metazoa; Arthropoda; Insecta; Hemiptera; Aphididae.